Molecule: messenger RNA, 387 nt
Organism: Prorocentrum cordatum
Lineage: Eukaryota; Dinophyceae; Prorocentrales; Prorocentraceae
Source: the annotation of a GenBank genome assembly
GUGCAAGCCAAGAAGGAGGAGUGCACCGCGGAGCUGGCCAAGGCGCUGCCGCUGGUCGAGGAGGCGAAGGAGGCGCUGGAGGUCUUGGACAAGAAAGAAUUCCAGGAGCUCAAGAACUUCAAGAACCCACCACGGGGUGUGGACACGGUGUCCUUCUGCGUGAUGCACCUAAUGGCCGGCAUCGAUCCGAACAUUGAUGUCGACAAGAAGGGCAAGAUUAAGGAGGUGUCUUGGAAGUCGGUCCAGAAGAUGCUCAUCGAUCCUACGAAGUUCCUGGCGAACCUGAAGGGCUUCCAGGUCCACAUCGACAACAUGGCAGUGCCGCCGUCCAACGUGGACGAGGCGCGGAGGCUCAAGGACGGCCUGGGGGACGAGUUCUCCGUGGAG